CAAGCUCAAAAAGGCAAGCAAAAACAGUCUGAAUCUCAUGGUGAAGCUUCAUUUAAUAAAAGACCAGAUUCAACAAAACCAUCUGGAGUAAAAUGUCGCAAAACUAGAAAUAGCCCUGAUCCAAAAUGA
Funneliformis caledonium is the source of this 129-nucleotide messenger RNA. Lineage: Eukaryota; Fungi; Glomeromycota; Glomeromycetes; Glomerales; Glomeraceae. The record is from the annotation of a GenBank genome assembly.